UAUUUUUAAAAAAAAUGGCAGAUGGUGAGGAUAUUCAGCCACUUGUCUGUGAUAAUGGGACUGGAAUGGUUAAGGCAGGAUUUGCUGGAGAUGAUGCUCCAAGAGCAGUAUUUCCUAGCAUUGUUGGUCGCCCCCGUCAUACAGGAGUAAUGGUAGGAAUGGGGCAAAAAGAUGCAUAUGUAGGUGAUGAAGCUCAAUCCAAACGUGGUAUUCUCACAUUGAAAUACCCAAUAGAGCAUGGUAUUGUUAGCAACUGGGACGAUAUGGAGAAAAUUUGGCAUCAUACUUUUUAUAACGAGCUUCGUGUGGCACCAGAGGAACACCCUGUAUUGCUCACUGAAGCACCUCUUAACCCGAAGGCUAAUCGUGAGAAGAUGACACAAAUCAUGUUCGAGACAUUCAAUACUCCGGCUAUGUAUGUUGCCAUUCAAGCUGUUCUAUCCCUUUAUGCUAGUGGUCGUACAACAGGUAUUGUCCUGGACUCUGGUGAUGGUGUCAGUCACACUGUCCCAAUCUAUGAGGGAUAUGCUCUACCACAUGCUAUUUUACGUCUUGAUUUGGCUGGUCGUGACCUUACUGAUCACUUAAUGAAAAUCUUAACGGAGCGUGGUUACUCAUUCACCACUUCAGCAGAAAGGGAAAUUGUGAGGGAUGUAAAGGAAAAACUCUCAUACAUUGCUCUUGAUUUUGAGCAAGAGUUGGAUACAUCAAAGACUAGUUCUUCUGUUGAGAAGAGCUAUGAGUUGCCUGAUGGUCAGGUUAUUACAAUUGGUGCUGAGCGUUUCCGAUGCCCAGAAGUACUUUUCCAGCCUUCAAUGAUUGGAAUGGAAGCUGCUGGCAUUCAUGAAACGACAUACAAUUCGAUCAUGAAGUGUGAUGUGGAUAUCAGGAAGGAUCUUUAUGGAAACAUUGUACUUAGUGGCGGUUCGACUAUGUUCACUGGAAUUGCUGAUAGAAUGAGCAAGGAAAUUACUGCGUUGGCUCCAAGCAGCAUGAAAAUUAAGGUUGUUGCUCCACCUGAAAGGAAGUAUAGUGUUUGGAUUGGAGGCUCUAUUUUGGCUUCUCUAAGUACCUUCCAACAGAUGUGGAUUGCAAAGGCAGAGUACGAUGAAUCUGGUCCUUCCAUCGUCCACAGGAAAUGCUUCUAAUUGUAUAGACAUGUAACUAUAAGUUACUUUGUUACUAUAACCAAGGCAAAGAAUUUUUCCAGAAUAUACAGAUUUUCAUGUUGUGAACCUUUGCCCUUUAAUUGUAACUCUAAAUGCUUCUGAUGAUAUCUGUAUAUUACGUGCAGAAAUAUAGAUAUGACAUCCUGUUCCAUUUUACCACACC
Molecule: messenger RNA, 1332 nt
Organism: Solanum dulcamara
Lineage: Eukaryota; Viridiplantae; Streptophyta; Magnoliopsida; Solanales; Solanaceae
Product: actin-like
Exons: 4
Coding region: 15-1148 (377 amino acids)
Cellular component (GO): cytoplasm
Source: RefSeq, a predicted model, not a curated record